This is a messenger RNA of Microtus oregoni (creeping vole), 2256 nucleotides long. It is a transcript of the gene Znf599, whose product is annotated as zinc finger protein 599. NCBI's taxonomy places the organism in Eukaryota, Metazoa, Chordata, Mammalia, Rodentia, Cricetidae. Gene Ontology annotation, biological process: negative regulation of transcription by RNA polymerase II. The transcript is spliced from 2 exons. The record is from RefSeq and is a predicted model, not a curated record. Gene Ontology annotation, molecular function: DNA-binding transcription repressor activity, RNA polymerase II-specific. The coding region runs from base 883 to 1746 and encodes 287 amino acids.
CGGUUCACUGCUUUGGGCAGAAGCGGGCUGCGUUGAAUUGAGAAGAGCGCAGGAGAAGGAGCCCGAAGACAGAGGAUCCACUUCUACAUUCCGCGCGGAGCGCGUCCUCCUUCGCGGCCGAAUAGCACUCCCCGCCGCACGCUUUUCGGGGCCUCACUACGAGAGGCCCCCAUGGCGAUGCCCGCACAGGCCUUGGUUUCAUUUGAAGAUGUGGCCGUAACCUUCACUGUGGAGGAAUGGGGACAGCUGGACCCUACUCAGAGAGCACUGUACCAGGAGGUGAUGAUGGAGACCUGUGGGACCACAGGGACAACUGACUCUUCCAAGGAGACAUGCCCUGGAGAGCUGGCUUAUAAUCAUGAGGCUUUGGAGACAGAUGAUGGUCUCUGUUUACAAGUCUUACAGGAGCAAGCUACUCCACGAGAUUCUUACCAUGAACAUGAUUCUCAAGGACCAGAAAAAGAGCGUGUGGUUGAUGUAAGGAGCCUUUAUCAGUGUAAAGACUGUGGGAAAGUGUUUAGGAACAAUCGGACCUUAGUAUGGCAUCAGCAGAUUCAUGCUGGAGCAAAGCCUUAUGAAUCUAGUGAGUGCGGGAAAAUGUGUCGUUCCAUGGCUGGCUUUGUUCAGCAUAUGAGGAUUCACACUGGGGAGAAGCUACGUCAGUGUGUCGAUUGCGGGAAGGCCUUCAAGCGCAGUUCUCACCUCACUGAGCACCAGCGGCUGCACACUGGAGACAAACCCUACAAGUGCACCUAAUGCGGGAAGACCUUCUCCCAUUGCUCCACUUUCCUCCAGCACAAGGUGACGCACUCUGCAGAGAAGCCUUUCCUGUGCAAAGAAUGUGGGAAAGCUUUUUGCUACAGCUCUUCGUUUGUUCAGCAUAUGAAGAUUCACACCGGAAAGAAGCUGGACGAGUGCGGCCAGUGCGGGAAGUCCUUCAUUCACUCCUCCACAUUGGUGAAACACAAGAGAACCCACACUGGAGAGAAGCCCUAUGAGUGCAAGGACUGUGGUAAAACCUUCACUCACCACUCCACGUUUCUCCACCACAGCAUGACCCACACCGGAGAAACACCCUUCGUGUACAAAGAAUGUGGGAAAGCUUUUUGUGUCAGCUCAUCCUUCAUGCAGCACAUGAGGAUCCACACUGGAGAGAAGCCAUACGAGUGCAGUGAGUGUGGAAAGGCCUUUACCCAGCGCUCCACUUUUAUCAGGCAUAAGAGGACCCACACUGGAGUGAAACCCUUUGAGUGCAAAGACUGUGGAAGGGCCUUUUGUGACAACGCUUCUCUGAUUCAACACACGAGGCUUCACACUGGCAAGACGCCCUAUGAAUGUGAUGAAUGUGGCAAGGCCUUCACCCACCACUCUGUUUUCAUCCUACACACUAGAACCCACAGUGGAGUAAAACCCUUGGAAUGCAAAGAAUGCGCAAAAGCCUUUUACUAUAGCUCGUCCUUCAUCCGACACAUGUGGAUCCACACUGGAGAGAAGCCUUAUGUUUGCAGAGAAUGUGGGAAAGCCUUCACUCAACCUGAAAAUUUUCUCCGGCAUAGUAGGAUCCAUACUGGAGAGAAACCCUUCGAAUGCACAGUGUGUGAGAAGGCUUUUUAUGACAACUUUUCCUUGAUUAGGCACAUGAGAACUCACACUGGAGAAAAGCCCUUUGAGUGCAGUGAAUGUGGGAAGACCUUCAGUCAUAAUUCAUCCUUUAUUCAACACCAAAAGAUUCAUACCAGGGUUUAAAAGAUAGGGGCAGUGUUUCCCUCCAUCCAUUUGAACAAGCACAUGCUAGAAAAAUACUUUUCAAUGUCAGUAUCAGGGAAAAUCCUAUGGCCAGAGAAAUAAUUUAGUUUCUGGAAAAUUAUACUGAAGAGACACUUGAUUGUCAUUCCUAUAACAAGUUUUUGUCACAGUUCAUCACUUGCCAUCUAAAGAAUCAUAUAUUAAAAAACAGGCCAGCCUAAGCUCUGCACAGUAUCUGAAAAUUAUCUGGCGUAAAACCCAGUUUUGCUAGCAUUUGGUUAAAUGCCAGAAAUAAUCAUCCUUUUAUUUAUUCAUCAAAUCUAACGAGCAUUUUAAAGCAACAAGGAACAAUAGGGGGGAGAUAGAUGAGCAAAGAUGAAAAAGAAAUGUUUGCAUGACCUCAGAUUUUCCUAGGAAGCAAUGGAAUUGUCAUGAUAACACAAGAGAUCUAAAAGACCUCACUCCCAUGUGUUUUCACACUGCCAAAAGAAUUGCACCAUUAAGGGCUUU